Messenger RNA from Aaosphaeria arxii CBS 175.79, 1671 nucleotides. RefSeq lists its product as uncharacterized. Gene Ontology annotation, biological process: transmembrane transport. Gene Ontology annotation, cellular component: membrane. The transcript is spliced from 3 exons. Bases 1 to 1671 code for a protein of 556 amino acids. The record is from RefSeq and is a predicted model, not a curated record. Gene Ontology annotation, molecular function: transmembrane transporter activity. NCBI's taxonomy places the organism in Eukaryota, Fungi, Ascomycota, Dothideomycetes, Pleosporales.
AUGGCUGGUUGCGCGAGCGGAGAUUCCUCCAAAUCUCUCGCUGGAGAGACAACUCCUCUUCUUCCUCAGAAUGGCGAGGUCAAGAAGAAGCCGGCGCAACGCAAAGGAGUCGUUUAUUUGGCCUUGUUGACCGGGUUUCUUGUAUCGUUGUCUUUCGGUGUCACACAAGUUCCCAUGCUUUAUGUCUUUCGUGUUAUGACUUGCGACGAAUACUAUAAGCACAAUCCAAUUCCUGAUCCCGAUAUUGAUCGUUGCUCGAAACGCCCCAUUUUGGCUUCUACCGCACGUGCAGUCUCGCUCCUCGGUGCCUCAACCACUGUGUUUGGAAUCGCAAAUCUGAUCAUAACCGGAUGGAGUAUCAAGCGUUUUGGUGUGAAGCUUGCACUGCUCAUACAGAUAUUCUGGCCUGCUGUGCGCCUUGCUGUACAAAAUAUUGGUGUUGCAGCUGGCGGCCAAGCGGGUAUCAUUAUCAUUCAAGCCUCCCAGGUCCUGACGGUCAUAGGAGGCCCCAAUGGAUACGUGCUUACCUUGAAUUCUUUCAUUACCGAUGUUUCCACGCAUGAGCAAAGAACGGGAGCUUUAGGACGAUUGCAAGGAGUCAUGUUGUAUGGUGCUGCGAUUGGUUUCCUAUGCGGAGGAUUGCUUGGAGAUGCCUUUGGAAUCGCCGCUCCAUUCCAAAUUACCUUGCUCCUCUUCGUGCUCUGCUUUAUUUAUGUUGCUCUCGUUCUACCAUCAAUUCCGCCUGAGCAGGAUAUCGCCGCCCGUGAGGAGAAGGUCGGUGUCAUGAAAUUCUUCGGACCACUCAAGAUCUUUGAACCCCAGACAUGGGUUCUUCAAGAUGGUAGGAAAACAACCCAGUACGGUGCCUUGACCCUCGGUAUCGGCGUAUUCCUUGGAAUUCUGGCGACUGGAUACAUUCAAACCAGCUUACAGAUGUACUCAACCGAUCGUUUCAACUUUGGCACAAGGGAGAAUGGCUGGCUUAUCUCCCUAUACUUUACUCUCCGCGGCUCCUUCCUCACUUUUGUCUUCCCUCGAAUUAUCACCACUGGAAGGAAGUUCUACAAGCCUACAAAGAAAUACGACAACCAGGUUCCUGUAGAGAGCGUAAGACCAGACAUGGCCGUUACCGAACCAUUACUCGGCAUCCAGCCUAACGAGAUUGGUCCGAUAGAUCCUAUGGACAACGACAACACUGAGCCACCCGCACAAUUUGUGCAUCAGUCGCCUGGAACCCAGAAACUAGAAACCUACGCCUUCGAUCUGCUAUACGCAAGAUUCAGUCUCGUAAUGGAUGGAAUCUUGACGGGCCUCGCCGUGUUCGUUUCACAGGGAUACCAGCUCUACAUCGUUGCGAGCAUCAUUCCUUUGGCGGCGGGAACUGGAUCUGCAAGCAAAGGAGCAUUGCUACAGAUGAUUCCUGAGAAUGAAAGGGUGGACGCAUUGAGUGGCAUGUCUUUAGUGGAGAACGUUGCAAGACUCAGUACAACUGGUAUCUUUGGUCUUAUUUUCGCUGCACUCGCAUCAGUAGGCAAGACCCAUUUGGUUUUCGCGUGCAAUGCAGGCGUUGCUUUGAUCGGAUUUAUCGUUCUAUGUUUUUCACGAUUCCCACCAGAAGGCAGCACAAGGCUGAUUGAGGAGGAUAAAUCACAAGAAUCUGCAACGGAGUAG